AUGAAGGGCCAGAGUUGGGAUAUAUCCCCUCCCAGGAGAGGAAUAAAUUGGGGUCGAGAGCAUAGAGAACAGAUGGAAGAACCAGAAAGUAGUGGAAUAGAGGAUGUGGGGGAAGGACCGUCUGAAGUUGUAAUUCACACCCCCAUUUCUCGAAGGACCCGACAGCAGACACAAACGAUAGCAACAAUAGCUCCCCUGUGGCAGGGAGUUGGUAACAGUGGGCCGGUGUAUGUAAAGGUGCCCUUUUCGGUUACAGACUUGAUGGCUUGGAAGCAGGCAGCUGGAGUAUAUAGAGAAGAUCCUGAGAGAGUAGGCAGAGUGGUGGAUACUAUAAUUAGAACACAGAAUCCGGACUGGAGUGAUUUACAGGUGAUCUUGGAUAAUUUGCUAGAUGAUACAGAAAAGCAGAUGGAAGGAGAACUUUUUUUGAAAAUACCUGAGUCAAGAACAGGAGAAAUCUUGAUGAUACAAGAAAAAGUGGAGGAGCAGGAAAUUCCACCAGAGGUGGAUUUUGCAGUGAUCCCUACAGUAUGGGAAACAGAUAUUCCUGGUAAAUCAAAAUUAGCAGCACCUGUAAAAAUAGAUUUAAAAGAAAAUGUAGGAACAGUAAAAAUUAAACAAUACCCAAUCAAACCAGAAGUUAGGCAGGAGCUGAAGAAAUUGAUUGACAAAUUUUUAGAGUACAAAAUUUUGGAGGAAUGUGAAUCUGAAUAUAAUACUCCUAUUUUACCAGUUAGAAAACCCUCGGGUGAAUAUAGGAUAGUGCAAGAUUUGAGAGCAGUGAAUCAAAUAGCCAAGGACAUAUAUCCUGUGGUUGCAAAUCCUUAUACGUUGUUAACAGCGUUAAAGGAGACUCAUCAGUGGUUUACAGUGCUUGAUUUGAAAGAUGCUUUCUUUUGCAUACCCUUGGAGAAGGAAAGCAGAAAGUUGUUUGCUUUCGAAUGGGAAAAUCCACAAACUGGGCGAAAGAUGCAGUUGACAUGGACAAGACUACCCCAAGGAUUUAAAAAUAGCCCGACAAUUUUUGGAAACCAGCUGGCAAAAGAGCUUGAAAUCUGGAAACAGGACAAACCAAGGCCUGAACAUUUACUUCUACAAUAUGUGGAUGACAUACUGAUUGCUACAGAAGAAAGAUCUACCUGCAUACAGGUAACCAUUGACCUCUUGAAUUUUCUGGGACUAAAUGGGUACAAGCCGAAAAAUAUCCAUGAACUUAGAGCGUUUUUGGGAAUGGCAGGGUGGUGUCGUCUUUGGAUCAUGAACUAUGGUCUAAUAGCUAAACCAUUGUAUGAGGCCCAAAAGAACUCUUCUUUUGUUUGGGGUCCAAAACAGCAAAUGGCCUUUAUAGAGUUAAAACACGCUUUAAUGUCUGCACCUGCUUUGGGCCUUCCUGAUUUAACUAAAGAUUUUCAGUUGUUUGUUCAUGAAAGACAACACCUGGCGCUUGGUGUGUUAACCCAGAAGAUGGGAAGCUGGAAACGACCAGUCGGAUACUUCUCCAAACAACUGGACACAGUGAGUAAAGGGUGGCCAAAUUGCCUUCGAGCAGUGGCUGCAACAGUAAUGAUCAUACAAGAAGCUCGGAAAUUGACUUUGGGAAAAACAAUAACAGUCUAUGUCCCACACAUGGUGAAAACUGUUUUAGAACAAAAGGGGGGACACUGGCUAUCUCCGAGCAGAAUGAUGAAGUACCAGGUAAUAUUAACUCAACAAGAUGAUGUAAUUUUAAAAACAACUAACCUGGUAAAUCCAGCGGUGUUUUUAAGUUCCAUACAGGAAGAAGGACAAUUGGAACAUGAUUGCUUGGCUGCUAUUGAGUACGUUUAUUCCAGUCGUGAAGAUUUGAAGGAUGUACCAUUGGAGCGACCGGACUGGGAACUGUAUACAGAUGGUAGCAGCUUUGUGGAGCAAGGAGUCCAAUACGCUGGAUAUGCGGUAACAACAGACACCACAGUUAUAGAAGCAGGAGCAUUGGCAAGUACAACCUCAGCUCAGAAAGCGGAACUUAUUGCUUUGAUUCGAGCUUUAGAACUGAGCGAAAAGAAGAAAGUAAACAUCUGGACAGACUCAAAAUAUGCUUUUGGAGUGGUACAUGUCCAUGGAGCAUUGUGGAAAGAGAGAGGAUUAUUGUCCUCUCAGGGAUCAAAUAUUAAACACCAAGAUGAAAUUUUACAAUUAUUACAAGCAGUUCAAAAACCAGAUCAGGUAGCAAUCAUGCACUGUAAAGCACACCAAAUUGGAAACACAAAGGAAAUUGUUGGAAAUAAUUUAGCCGACCGAACGGCAAGAAAGGUAGCAAAGGAACGAGCAUUCCAAAUGGCAUUAAUUCCUUCCAAAACAGUAACCCUUCCUAGGGAAAAACCAAAAUAUUCAGAAGAGGAUAAUAAGUUAGGUCAAUUAUUAAAUGCUAAGAAAAACCUAGCCGGAUGGUGGGUAACACCUAAAGGGCAGGUUCAAAUGGGUCGAAUAAAAUCUGGUACAGAGCCUGGAGAUUAUUGGCAAGUAGAUUUUUCAGAACUACCUAGGCAAAAUGGGUAUCGAUACAUCCUGGUGGGGGUUGAUACUUUUACAGGAUGGCCGGAGGCUUUUCCCUGUCGUUCCACACAAGCAAAGGAAGUAGUAAAGUGGUUACUACAAGAAAUAAUUCCAAGGUUUGGAGUUCCUAUUGGGAUUUCUUCUGACAGAGGUCCACACUUUGUUGCAGAAGUAGUCCAAAAUGUUAGCAAAAUUUUGGGUAUCACAUGGGAUUUGUAUAUCCCAUGGAGGCCACAAUCCAGUGGGAAAGUAGAAAGAAUGAAUCAAACCUUAAAAAGGCAAAUAAGUAAAAUUUGUCAAGAGACUAAUUUAAAAUGGCCUCAAGCACUUCCAUUGGCAUUAUUACGAAUCAGAGUACAGCCAAAGAGUGGAACCUCAGUCAGUCCUUAUGAAUUAUUGUAUGGAAAACCUUAUGAAUCCCCAGAACCUAAUCCAAACAUGCAUGUAAAAGGGAAACAAGAUGUGUAUAACUAUUUGCUUUCCUUAGGAAAAACUUUGACUGCAAUUUGGAGAGCAGUGGUAUGGAAUAGACCAUUAUCCCUGGAAGCUCCAGUGCAUGACUUUCAACCAGGAGAUUAUGUCUAUGUGAAAACGUGGGCUUCCGAACCCCUGCAGGAACGCUGGAAAGGACCCUUCCAGGUACUGUUAACCACCUUCACGGCUAUUAAGAUUGCAGAAUCGGAUGCUUGGAUACACUACACUCGAGUGAAGAAGGCACCUAGUCCAUGGAAGAUUAUUAGCCGUGAUCCAAAGACUUUAACACUGACUAUGAGACAUGUCUAA
This is a messenger RNA of Haliaeetus leucocephalus (bald eagle), 3318 nucleotides long. RefSeq lists its product as uncharacterized. The coding region runs from base 1 to 3318 and encodes 1105 amino acids. The transcript has 4 exons. The record is from RefSeq and is a predicted model, not a curated record. Gene Ontology annotation, molecular function: RNA-DNA hybrid ribonuclease activity; nucleic acid binding. Lineage: Eukaryota; Metazoa; Chordata; Aves; Accipitriformes; Accipitridae. Gene Ontology annotation, biological process: viral process; DNA integration.